UGGUUGUUUGUGUGUAGAAUCAUUACUUUCGGUCUCCCUCCCACGUCCCACUUCUCCAGGCACUUACCCAUACUGCCCCUCCUCAUACAACAGAAUUUAUGACGUUCUCUCCAAAACAGCAAUUUCUCCCCUUACGCAGAAUGGUAUCUUUUUUUCACCACUUGAAAGAUUCAACGCAUCGAUGAAUGUCGCGGGGAUUCUAUUAUGAAGUGACUGGUAGGAGUAUCAAAUCUGGACUACAAUUUUACAACAACUGGUUUUGACAGCUGAGCUCUGUUGGAAAUUCCACGGCGCCCUCUCUGAUGUGAGGAUGAGGACCUACACCAGAGGGGCCCCCACAGCGUUCUUCAUAAGUCUACUGUGGCCCCUGGUGUCCCCGGUGGUGGGGGUGGGGGUGGGAGAGGAGACGGACCCCACUGGAGGGAUACCCUUCAUGGGAGGGAACUACGAUGGACACCCCAUGCUGUUUUUCAGCCAGGGUGAGGUGGAGGAGUUGCAGGCGGCAGCGACUGGGACUCACCGGGAGAUGGCUGCAAGGAUCCGCGAGGCGGGAGAGGCCAUGCUGGAGCUCCCUGAGGAAUACCUGCCCCCCUGGAGCCCAGCCGAGUUCAGCGCCCGCUGGAACGAGGUGUAUGGAAACAACCUGGGAGUGUUGUCUAUGUUCUGUCUGCUCUACCCACACAGGGCCGGGGCCCUUGACCUGGCCAAGGAUUACAUGGAGAGGAUGGCAGCUCAGCCUAGUUGGUUGGUUAAAGAUGCUCCUUGGGAUGAGGUUCCUCUAGCCCACUCUCUGGUUGGCUUCGCUACAGCCUAUGACUUCCUGUAUGAGUACCUGAGCAAGGUGCAGCAGGAGCGCUUCUUGCGGGUGAUCGGUAAUGCUACGCGCUUCAUGUAUGAGAAGUCCUACAUCCGCGGCUGGGGCUUCCAGUACCUGCACAACCACCAGCCCACCAACUGUGUGGCUCUCCUCACUGGCAGCCUGGUCUACAUGGCCCAGGGUUAUCUGCAGGAGGCCUACCUGUGGACUAAGCAGGUUCUGGCCAUCAUGGAGAAGUCUAUGGUGCUCCUCCAGGACGUGACAGACGGCUCGCUGUACGAGGGCGUGGCCUACGGGACCUACACCACCCGCUCUCUAUUCCAGUACAUGUUCCUGGUGCAGAGACACUUCUCCAUCAGCCACUUCGACCACCCCUGGCUCCACAAACACUUUGCAUUCAUGUACAGGACCAUCCUGCCAGGGUUCCAGAGGACUGUAGCCAUAGCAGAUUCCAACUACAAUUGGUUCUACGGGCCUGAGAGCCAGCUGGUGUUCCUGGACCGAUACGUGAUGAGGAACGGCAGCGGGAACUGGCUGGCUGAACUGAUCCAUCAGAACCGGGUGUUGGAGGGGCCAGGACAGGCCGGGAAGGGACAGAGAUGGUGCACACUGCACACAGAGUUCAUCUGGUAUGAUCCAAGCCUGACUCCCAGGGCUCCUGCAGACUUCGGUACAUCCCAACUCCACUACUUUGAGGACUGGGGGGUCGUCACAUAUGGAAGUGCUUUACCCGCAGACACCAACCACACCUUCCUCUCUUUCAAGUCGGGGAAGCUGGGUGGACAGGCCAUAUUUGACAUCGUUCACAGGAACAAGUACAAAGACUGGAUCAAAGGGUGGCGGAACUUUAACGCUGGCCAUGAGCACCCUGACCAGAACACCUUUACGUUCGCCCCUAACGGUGUUCCUUUUAUCACAGAGGCUCUGUACGGGCCCAAGUAUACCUUCCUCAACAACGCAGUGCUGUUCUCCCCAGCUGUCUCAGGGAGCUGCUUCAAGCCAUGGGAAGGUCAGGUCACCGAGGCCUGUGACUCCAAGUGGCUGAAGUACAAGGUGGGGCUGGCGGCGGACUCCCAGGGCAGGGUGGAGGCGGCUCUGGAGAGGCAGGGGAUGGUGUUCAUCCGUGGAGAGGGCCAGUCGGCCUACAACCCUGACCUGAAGAUCAGGAGCUUCCAGAGGAACCUGCUGCUCCUGCACCCCCAGCUGCUGGUCCUAGUGGAUCAUGUCCAUCUGGAGACAGACAGCCCAACCAGGGCCAUGAGUGCCUUCUUCCACAACACGGACCUGUCCUUUCAGGAUGCCAAAAUAGAUGGUGUGCACGGAGCCUUUAUCAGACACGGUGAAGACCCAUAUAAAAUGUUCUGGAUGGAUGACACGGGCUUCAGUGAGAAAGGGGUCUUGGGGUACUGGAACUAUCCACGUGGUUACCCCUAUAAUGGCUCGAACUAUGUGAAUGUGACAAUGCCACUGAGGUACCCACACACCAGGGUGGCCUAUAUCUUCUUUGGGCCGGGGGUGGACGUGCAGAGCUUUAGCCUGCGUGCUGAUGCUAAUAGGGUGGACAUUUACCUGGCCACCAACGAGCACACCUACACCAUCUACCUUCUGACAGGAGAGGUGACCAACAAGCCUCUGUUCGCCAUGGUACUGUUGGACCAGAAGAAGAUUGUGUUUGAGAAAGCAGCAGGAGUGCUGAACGAUACGCCAGAGGAGGUGGAGGAGUAUGUCAACGUAGUAGAGGACAACCUCCAGCAUGCCAAGCCUGUUUUCCAGCAGCUGGAGAGACACAUCCUGGGCAGGGUACUCAACACGGCCAGCUUCCGCAAGACAGCUGAGCGCCUCCUACAGUUCUCAGACAAGAAGAAGACGGAGGAGGCCAUCGAGAAAAUGUUUGCUCUGACUAAGAAACAGGGCAAAGGAAAGGGGGCCAUGAAAGCCUUGGGGAACCUUGGGAACGAGCUCUCAGAGAGCCUGCCUGACAUCUUUGCACAGAUCGAGGUGAGUGAGAAGAAGCAGAGAUCGAAGAGCACAAAGCGGAUUAUUGAGGAGAGCUCAGAGGAAGAUGGAGACUCCAGGGCUUUUAUGGAUUAUGGAGACUCAAAUAAAGGCAGGAAGGGUGGCUUUGUGAAGGGUCGCAAGUUCAAGGAGGUCCACAUGUCGGCGACAGCCAAGAGUGACAGUCUGUCAAACGCAGCCUCUUAUAUCAGACUAUUCCUAAUCAUAAACAUAGCCACCUUCUUCCUGCUACUGGCUGUGUUAUUGACACGCUUCCAGAGAGGCAGAAGUCUACACACCCAAAGGUGUUUCUAUGGCAUUCUCCUCAUCGACAGCUUCAUCUUACUCUGCCUCUACUCUUCCUGCUCUCGCUCACAGUGUUGACAUCAUCACUGUGCAACGACGGGGAAUGUCAAUGUACAGACAGACCUAUUGAACUAUUGUAGUUCGCCAUGGGUGAAUAAAAUGCACCAUACACCUCAGUCUGAGCCAAAUCUACCUGAUGGGUGUCCAGGAAAUAAUUAAUUCCAAAUAGGAAUUGAUAGACUUAACGAUAUUAAGCCAGACCACCUCUGAGAUCCUAAGCUUCUGUGGAGCUUGAGAAUGGAGUCUGAAUAAACUUUGUCAUGUACAGUUUUUAGAUUAGACCCCCUGACUCAUAUCAAAGAUCUCCAAGACUAGCCACUAAAAUGCAGAUGUCUCUGCCUCUCUCUGUGUACGUUUUGACAUGCAGUCUAAGUCAUAAAGAAUAUAGAAAGGUCGGGUGAUUGUGGAGGCCAGGUCAUCUGAUGCAGCACUCCAUCACUCUCCUUGGUCAAAUAGCCCUUACACAGCCUGGAGGUGUGUUUUGGGUCAUCGUCCUGUUGAAAAACAAAUUAUAGUCCAACUAAGCGCAAACCA
Messenger RNA from Salmo salar (Atlantic salmon), 3712 nucleotides. Its product is annotated as dermatan-sulfate epimerase. Gene Ontology annotation, molecular function: chondroitin-glucuronate 5-epimerase activity. The record is from RefSeq and is a predicted model, not a curated record. Lineage: Eukaryota; Metazoa; Chordata; Actinopteri; Salmoniformes; Salmonidae.